Messenger RNA from Octodon degus (degu), 615 nucleotides. RefSeq names its product lysozyme-like protein 1. NCBI's taxonomy places the organism in Eukaryota, Metazoa, Chordata, Mammalia, Rodentia, Octodontidae. Gene Ontology annotation, molecular function: lysozyme activity. Bases 116 to 589 code for a protein of 157 amino acids. The transcript has 5 exons. The record is from RefSeq and is a predicted model, not a curated record.
ACAGGUCCUGGUGUGAGGGAAGGCUCACUCGUGCCCUGUGAGAAUUGUACAGGAAUGGCUUCCAAGAGUGAGCUACGGGUCAUUGACUGAAUUCUGCCUUUGAACAGCCUUGAGGAUGAAGUCCACUGGGGUCCUGGUCCUGAUUAGCUUUCUGGUCACAGUCGCAGACUCCAGAGUCUACACUCGCUGUAAACUGGCAAAAAUCUUCUUGAGAGCUGGCCUGGACAACUACGAAGGCUUUGUCCUUGGAAACUGGAUUUGCAUGGCCUACUACGAGAGUCACUACAACACAACAGCUCAAACCACCCUUGAGGAUGGAAGCACUGACUACGGCAUUUUCCAGAUAAAUAGUUUCACAUGGUGCAGAGACAAGACGUUCCAGGAGAAUAACCACUGCCAUGUCGCCUGCUCAGCGUUGCUAACAGAUGACCUCACAGAUGCAAUUAUCUGUGCCAAGAAAAUUGUUAAAGAGACACAAGGGAUGAACUACUGGCAAGGCUGGAAGAAACACUGUGAGGGCCAAGACCUGUCUGAGUGGCAAAAAGGAUGUGAGGUUUCACAAAUGGGAACCGGAGCUCAGUCCCCAUGAUAUGUAAUGAAUGCCAAAUGCUCACG